AUGGCUUGGAACAGAAACGAAGUUUUUCUUGAACACAAAGCCAAUGGAGUAAGUGAGGAGGCAGCUACUAAGACUUAAGAGCUAAUGUUUGAGCUUACUUUGUAACUUUUAUUUUGGCAAAAGUACUUGAAAGAAGAGAAUCAAAGCAGGCAGACUUGGAAGGAGACUAUUACAAGAUCCAUGGAGAUGGAGAUAUCUUUGAGAAUACUGAGAAUGGGAUCUCAAGCAUCAUGUUGCAAUUGCAAGUAGGAAGAAUAGAAUUAAGCAGGAUCACUUAAUUUUGAAAAAGGCGGAAAUAAUUCUAUAAAUAACUUAAAUAAUGCUCCAGUUUAAAACUCUAAAUUGCCCUAAAAGAGAUAAUCAACAAAGCCCUUCGCUUAUAAUAAGGUAGAAACUGGGGAUGAUAUUGUGAGCAAGCAUAUCAAAUUGCUUGCAACGACUGAAGAGAAAUCGUAAAGAAAUGGAAAAGUGCAAGUUGAAUAGUUUACUUGUAACGAACCAGUAUAGGAAAGAUUUGAGCUUAGUCGAAGGGGUACAAAAACUAAAAUGGAUCAACAAUAGCAGCAUUAAUAAGAGUUCUCAUAUAUUCAAAGUAGGAAUCAAAAUCCUUAACUAUCAGAGGAAUAAUAACCACAGAUACUGCAGAAGAAUAAUACUUUUCAAAAAAACGAAAAGUCUUUAGAAGAAAUUCCUCAAAAUUAGCACAUAGGUGGGAUGAUAAAUUUUCAAUCUAAUGUUGUCUUUGCUAAGGCUAAUACAGAAAUGCUUCAUAAAGCUUUUAUGGCUGUAUCUAAUAAUAUGAACCCUAGAAUCUUAGAUCCCAAUUGGCUUUAAACAUUUGAGAUAUAAAAACUUUAGAAAAAGGAGAUUUUUUCAGAGGUAUAUGAAAUUAAAAUGCUAACUGGAAAUAAGGAUAAAAGAUUAUUGAGAAAAAUAAAAAAAGUUGUUUUCAAUAAAAAUUAAUCUGGUAUUGAGGAUUUUAGAUUUUCACUGGAAGAGUUACUCUUAUUAGAUCAUCCAAACAUUGCUUAACUUUUUGACUACAAAGAAGACUUGUUCAAUUUUUACCUAAUGAUUGAAUUUUGUGAAGGUGGUAAAUUAUUUGACAAAAUAGAGUAACUGGAGUAGAUCAGUGAGAAUCUAGCAGCUGAGAUUUGCAGAUAAAUUUUGUCAACAAUUGUGUAUCUUCAUUCAAAAUCAUAAGUUUAUCGCAACUUAAGUCCAGAAGUACUCUAUUUAGAAGUGGAAGAAGAGUUAAAGGGAGAGUCUUUCAAUUUGAAAGUGAUAGAUAUGGAUCUGUAAUAAGCUCACGCACUCUCAAAUACUUAAACAUAUUCAGUGCCACUUUAUUUUUUGUCUCCUGAAUCGUUAAAUUAAAAAGUUAUAAAUGAGAAGUUGGAUGUAUGGGCCUGUGGUGUAAUAUUACUUAUCUUAUUGACUGGCAUUCCACCAUAGCAAUCCUUUGGGAUGAAUCCUACAAUUAUUAUAAAAAAUCUAUAUUAAGGAGAGAUUGAUUAUUAGCAUCCAAGUUACUCAGAUUUGCAGACAAAUGCCUUAGAAUUUAUGUAAAAGCUUCUAAACCCUGAUCAUGAAAAAAGGAUUAAAGCAGUAACUGCUCUAAAUGAUAAAUGGCUACUAAAUCUCACAAGAUCCAGGAGAUCCAUCUCAAAAAAGUACCUUAAGCCAGAUAUGGCAAACGAUGUAAAAAGAUUUAUUGCUGAAAUAUAAUUUUACCAAAAGGUUAGCUUGCUUGUUCAAGCAAUAAACAUGCUUAAUGAUGAAGAAAGAUUGUUGAAUACUGUUUUUAAUGAAAGGGACAUCAAGAAUUAGAGUUAUCUGAAGUUUGAAAUAGUGAAGAGUAUGUAUUUGGAUUACUUAGGAGAAAUUAAAAAUAAUGUAGAAGUUGAAAAAAUUUUUAGGGAUUGCCCGAAGAGAUCUGAUAACAACGUCUCUUAUUCUGAAUUCACAUCAUUUAUAAACAAACAGUGUCUGGAGACAAAAAAGCAAGAACUAAGAGAUAGUUUCUAAAAAUAUGAUUUAAUCAGACUCCAAACUUCAAAAGAAUUUAGAAAAGGAAUCAUGAAUCAUUCAGAGGUUAAUAGAAUGCUAGCUGUAGUGCUUACUUGUAAUAACUAAUGUGAGAGUUUUAUCCAUGAAUAUGAUAGAGAUUAAGACGGCAAUUUGACCAUAGAAGAAGUUAUUGACUUGGUAGUUCAUAUUGCAGAAAAUCAGGUGUAAAUAUGA
Stylonychia lemnae is the source of this 2244-nucleotide messenger RNA. Lineage: Eukaryota; Ciliophora; Spirotrichea; Sporadotrichida; Oxytrichidae. The record is from the annotation of a GenBank genome assembly.